AUGGUGCCCCUGGUCUCCUUUCUCGCGGCGCUAAGGAUUUUGACCGAAGCUCAGAGUUGCAACAACGGUGUCGGGAAGCUAGUCUACGAGAAAAUAUCCGACUACAAGCUCAGCGCCGGAUUCGGUGGAGGACGGCAACGCGUCGAACUGAUAACGCGCGCCGAGCAGCCGAUCAAGGUGCUCGAGGAGUGCGUCAGGCGCUGCCAGGAAGACCGAACGACGGCCGUGGCUCAGUGCCUGUCCUUCGACUUCAUGCCGGGACGCCGGAGACCGCCGACUCCAGCACAGGCCUCGGGUUCGGCACCCGUGGAGUUCGAGGAGUCGGUGUGCUACCUCUACUACGACAGGGCGUCGCCCGACGGGGGCGAGACGCUCGUGCGACAGAACAAUGCCUGGCACUACAACGAAGUUUGCCUCUCAUCGAGCAAAGUGAUCACCGAGUGCUCGAGUCGACUGUACGUGUUCGACCGGAGUCCCGGUUACCGGAUGGACGGCGUCGGCGACAAGGAGAUGUACUCGUCGAACCGCACCGAGUGCGAGGACAAGUGCCUCUCCGAGGCCAGCCUGGUGUGCCGCUCGGCCACGUACGACCGCGCCGCGCAGCUGUGUCGGCUCAGCCCCGAGACCCGCUACAUGAACCCCAAGGGAUUCAAGCCGGACUCGAACGCCGAGUACAUGGAGAACCUCUGCUUGCCCAGCUCUCAGCUGUGCACGACGACAGCGUUCAUCCUGGAGGCCGGCAAGGAGCUCGACGGGGCCUUCGAGCGUGAGGUGGUGUCCACGCGAGACCUCCAGGAGUGCUCCAACUACUGCACGCGCAGCCUGUCGGACCGGGGCUACUUCUGCCGCUCGUUCCUGUUCGACGACAAGGCGCGCACGUGCACCCUCUACGACGAAGACCCUCUGGGCUACGGCGAAGGCAGCGAGGGCCACAAGCCGCUCAAGAGCAGCACGGGAGACCUGUACCGGGUGCUUUGCGGAAGCUCCGAGCGCGACGUGCUGCUGAACAACGCCACGUUCGAGUGCUACCGGCGCAAGCGGCUGGACGGCUCGCACCAGGUGGAGGUGAAGGCGUACUCGUUCCACGAGUGCCUGGACGAGUGCAUGCGACGCUACAGCCGGGACUGCCGCUCGGUCGAGUACUCGUCGCGCUACCAAAUGUGCCGCUUCAGCUCCUACGACGGCCAGCCCAGGCCGAACCUGGUCGACGACGACUACUACGACUUUUACGAGUUCAAGUGGUAUCGGAGUGCCGGUCAUGCCGGAGGCCACGGCUACGGACCCGGAAUUGGCGGAGGAACCAGUGGGGGCGGUGGAGUAGCCGCAGGAGCCGUUCCCGGUUUCGGCACAGGUCCAGGAGGUGGCGGUGGCUACGGUCCGCCACCCCCAUCGCCUGGCUUCGGUAGCCACGUCGGCGGCCACGUCGGUGGCCACGUUGGUGGCCACAUUGGUGGCCACGUUGGUGGCCACAUCGGCACCGGUGGCUCUGGUGGCUAUCACCAUGGCUGGCACGGCAUACACGCCACUCACCGGGGCUACCCGUCUUCUGGUGUACCCAGUGGCGGCGGCUACGAGCCACCCAGUUACCCCCACGGACGCUGGCCCGCGACCAGCUACCACCCGCUCCCAGGACGUGGCUCUUCGAUCGCUUCGGCGAGUGGUGGCUACGGGUCGUCAUCGGGAAGCUACGGUUCAGGAGUCUACUCGACGGGUAGCUACGGUGGUUACGGAAGCGGGUCCUGGAAUAGCGGCAGCAGUGGCUACGGUGGCAGUUCCGUCGCUGCCGGAGGAUUUUCGGGAGGCGGCUACGGGAGCGGGGGUUACGGCGGCAGUGCCUAUGGCGGAGUGCCCGGUGGAGCUUCGGCGGGAGCGGGUGGCGUGGUGCCACCGAUCCACGGAGGUGCAGGCGCGUUUCCCGCCCACCCUCCACCUCCCCCGCCUGCGCACGUUCCCCACCAACCGCUGCCUCCCGUGGCGGGAGGCCCACCACCUCCACCGUUCGCACCACCACUACCCCCAGGUUUGGCGGAGAAGUGCAAGUUCUCGUCGGCCGUGUUCCGGCGCGUCGGCUAUGGGACGAGGCUUAAGAGCUUCUACGUGAGGCGGGUGGUGCGCACCGAGCGGCUCGAAGAGUGCGAACAGGCUUGUUCCGAAGCUCAAGACAUUCACUGCAAAUCCUUCAACUUCAGGGCGUUCUUCCCGGACAAUUGUGAGCUGAGCGACUACGACUCCCGACAGCUACAGCUCAGCAACCCGGCCCACUUCGAUCAGAGCACGCAGUUUGACUACUACGAACGGGACGACCUCGGACACGGCCCUGGUGGUGCUGCAGGAGACUGCUUAGACGUGAGCCAGACAUGCACGCCAGACGGGAUGGAGUUUACCCUGAGAACCGUGGACGGCUUCUACGGCCGGAUCUACACGUACGGUUUCUACGACUCGUGCUUCUAUGACGGAAACGGAGGAAGUGUCAACGUGCUGCGGAUAAGCCGGGCCAACGGGUUUCCACGCUGUGGCACCCAGCAGUAUGGCGACGUGAUGACAAACAUCGUCGUGGUCCAAUUCAACGACUAUGUGCAAACAAGCAGAGACAAAAAAUACAACCUCACGUGCUACUUCUCCGGACCUGGUGAGGCCGUCGUAACUUCCAAUUACCUGGACACUAGGACCGAUGGCCGAUACCCGACGCAGAUCGAGCACCUGCCGGCGCAGAACAUCCUGACCUCGAACGUGCAGCUGCGCAUCCUGUACCGGGGCACUCCGACGACCACCAUCGCCGUAGGGGACUUGCUGACAUUCAGGCUAGAGGCAAGGGGAAAGUACCAAUUCGACUUCUACAGCGACAUCUUUGCCACCAACGUGAUUGCCAAGGACCCCUACUCCGGACGGCAGGUUCACCUCAUCGACUCCAGAGGUUGCCCCGUCGACUUGUACGUGUUUCCCGAGCUCCACAAGGCUCCGGACGGGGCGCUGGAAGCAGAGUUCUACGCCUUCAAGAUACCGGAUUCGAACCUGCUCGUCUUCCAGGCGACAGUGAGGACGUGUCGCGGCCCUUGCGAGCCGGUGAUCUGCAGCGACCGUGGUCGGCCCGGCACCUUCCCGUCGUGGGGUCGUCGGAAGCGUGCCGUCCCCCAGCAGCAGCCCGACACCCCGGACGCCGUCUCGUUGCCCAUCAUGAAGAUGAACGCCACCAAAGCGGCGGCGGUGGCGGCGACUGACCAGGCACCCAAGCCGGCCAAGAACGCCACCAAGGCAACAAACUCGAGCGAAGAGGAAGCCGAGGAAGUGCACGAACUUCUGCACGUCUACCUCUCCCGGGCAGACAUCCCGCACGAGGGCCCGUCGGCAUUGUACAAGAAGCCAACAGUAUGCGUCGCCCAGUCCGGCUACUACGCCCUGGUGGUGGUCCUUGCUCUUCUCAUCUGUGCCCUAGUCGGGGUUGCCAUGGGAGGAAUGUUCUACGUGCGGAGGAUCAAGCUGCAGGUGAAGAACGUCCAGGCCGGACUGACCUCGCCCAGUGCCUGCAGCAUGUACGUGUCCCAGUUUCAACCCGCUCCUCCGGCCUCCAAGUUCGAGGACCCGAGCGAGCCAAUCUACACGGACCCUUCGCUGUUCGAGAGGUCCAGGUCCCUGCGAAGUCUGACCGUGUCGCACGUCGGCAAGCUGAAGGGCGACUUCGACUGAACGCCGAGGACGGCUGAGAACGGUGUUUGAACGAGUGGCUAAAUCUCGACCAGCCCGAUCCGACCAAAACCCGAAUGACCGAUCGACGGAGUCGAAUACGAACAAUGGGGAAUUGUGUUGUCGGGAAACUGUUUUCUUCAGUGACAAUGCAAAAUGCUAAAGCAAUAGGAACAACGCGUAGGCUGCACGCGCUAUAGUCGCAUUCUGCUUCGUGGUUUACCGGCGUGCUUAUUUUUGUACAGAGUAAUAUAUAUGCACUAACACAUACAAAUUAACGAACUAAAUAAUCACGCGUCGAGAAUUGACGAUGAUAUUAGCUGCACAAGUUCUACCAUUGUUGCAUUAAAGAACUUUCUUUUGCUUGUUUUUUUUAAGAGUGCGGUACGAAAAUAAAAAUACGUUCAGUAGUCACAGCAAGUUAGAAAAAUACUCUCAAUUAUUACCCUCCCUUAUUAAUUAUAUGUGCAGACUCGGCGUCCACUUAUUAUGCAUACUCAAGCUUUCACGACAUAUUCGAAGCGACCAACUUUGUCGUCACAUAAACCUCACUUCAUUUCGUUCUAGAACUCGCCAGUCUAAAUUCGGUGAACUUGCCUGCGACAAUCGGUUGAGCGGUGAUGAUGUAUACGCACGGUUUUGCAAGUCGCCUGUUUUAUCUUUAUCAACAUUCCUUCGUGUUUGUCUUUCUCACGAAAAAAAGUCAGCGUUGCGUUGGCGGAUGUAAGACGCGCAUGUGAUGCUCAUAUGUGUAGGCCGACGCGGUCGGGGACGUUACGAGACCGCAUUUUCGCAUUCUGGGCACAACAUUGGCGCAGCUGCUUUCCAGCUUCCCGCUUACGCGUGCAAAGCUGAAUUUAUUUGCUUUUGUGUGUCGU
Molecule: messenger RNA, 4559 nt
Organism: Rhipicephalus microplus (southern cattle tick)
Lineage: Eukaryota; Metazoa; Arthropoda; Arachnida; Ixodida; Ixodidae
Gene: nompA
Product: no mechanoreceptor potential A
Biological process (GO): anatomical structure morphogenesis
Source: RefSeq, a predicted model, not a curated record